AAUUCCAGGUGACCAUGGCAGACAGAGCUGCAGCUGAAAGAGCAUGCAAAGACCCAAACCCCAUCAUUGAUGGCAGGAAAGCAAAUGUGAACCUGGCAUAUUUGGGAGCAAAACCAAGGAGUAUUCAAACUGGUUUUACCAUAGGUGUGCAGCAGCUACAUCCAGCCUUCAUUCAGAGACCCUUUGGACUCACGCCUCACUAUGUUUACCCCCAAGCUAUCAUCCAGCCCAGCGUGGUGAUCCCUACCCCUGUGCAGUCCAUCACGUCUCCCUACAUCGACUACACCGCCGCCAGCCAAGCCUAUUCCCAGUACACCACAGCUGCCUACGAUCAGUACCCCUACGCUGCUUCCCCCGCUGCCGGGUUUGUGGGAUACGGCUACACGGGCGCAGUCCAGCCUCCCAUCACCACCAGCAACCCAGCGGCGCCCGCCACCGCUUUUGUGCAGUACCAGCCCCAACAGCUGCAGCCCGACCGCAUGCAGUAAGGGCCCUGCCCGCGCCUUUGCCACCUAGGACAAUCUUUUACAAUGGAAGGAUACGACUAGGACAACAAAAGCAACAAAAAAAAACCAAUAAAAGAAACAAAACAAAAAAAGAAAAAAAAUCACCCCGCCCCUUUAUCCCCUUUACGUAGGUGCAUAUCAAUACCUAAGCUAUUUAUAGUGUUAAGGGCGAACCCAAACCCUUGCAGUCUGACUGUGCUCAUGAAAAUGGACUUCUGGUAAGUUGUUUUUUUCAAUCUGGACAGAUACUGUCUUGAAGAUGUUCUAAAAGUGACUGAAAUGUUUCACAGGAAAACUACAGAUUCUUGCACACAUCACAGUCUGCUUCCAUCACCCGUGGUCGUCUUUCUGGCCCUACCCCGUCAGCCCUCCCCUCCUCAUCAAACCUGCAAUCCUCUUAAUUACUGUUGAGGUACAGAGGUACUCGGAGAACAUGGAAAAAAGCAAUCUUAUUUUUUGGUUGUACAAAAACUUUGUAAUACUCAGAGAUGCCUUACAGAAAAAAAAACAAAAGAAAAAGAAAAACUAUUUUUUAAUAUUUAUUGCGAUUUUAUUCGCAUGAGCUGUGAAUUGCAGACAGAAGAAUAGUAGUAUCUGCCUUGUUUAAUUCUCAUUUUACUAAAUUAUUGUAUGUAGGUAAAAGCUCUUAAGUAAUUGCUGAAUCACUCAACAUGCAAAAGGGAAUAUUGGCUUGAAGGAGAGCAGAAUAUUCCUUUAGUCAACGCACUGUACUAUUUUCUUAUUGUAAUUGUUACUCUGUUAAGAUUAUCUCAAAUUUAGGUAUAUUUUUAAAUGCAAAAAACCAACCAAGAAUACCGAACAUUUUGUCUACUUUGGUAGAUCUUUUGUUACAAUGCUGCAACCUAUGGAGACAUUUACAGUAUUUAUGUAAAAGAGAUUUGGGGCUGUUGGCCAGCAAAGCUUAGGAGAAUUAUGAGUGGAGCAAAAGAGAAAAAGGUGUUAUGUCAUUGAACAAAUGGGUAAACGUAACCUUUUUAUGCCUAUAAUCCAACAGCCAAAUAAAGGAAGAGAACAGACGAUGUAAGUUAAGUGCAUUUCUACAAAGAACAGCAAUAAACUGUUUUAACUUUUAAAAUUAUUCGAUACUGUAUGGUACCAUGUUUGCUUGGCUGGAGUCCAUUAGGGGGUACUUUCAAAUUGACCUGAUCUGGCUACGCUGGGCCUUCGCCUGCGAGCAUGCCAGGGUGGGUUGGGAGCAUGUGGCCUGCGGUGCAGCGGAGCAGCAGAGCCUGGCAAGAGCCCCUGCUCGCAUCCUGACCCAGCAUUGCAUCACACAGGCAUUGCCUGGGCACAGCCGUCCCUCGCAGCGUGUCCCGUGCACCGUUGCUCACUCUGCACGUCCCAAGUCACCUGUAGCUCUUGGCACCUCGGGGUUUUUGAGCUCUUGGAGCGUCGUGCCGGAGCUGUGCGGUCCCCAGUGCUUGUGCCCAGCACUGGGCGCUUGCUCACACCCAUCCUGUGUGGAGCAGAGGGUGUAAAGUGCUGCCAUCCUGGUGCAGCUGCAGUGGAAACCAGGACAGCUGAGAUCAGAUCUUACCCCAGAAUCCUCAGGAUAUCACUUUCCUUCUGUUAUUUGCUUAGAAUAAGUUUUUUUUCCUAAAUGGAAUCCAUCCAAAAGUGAGUGGUCUGCCAAAGCCCUGUCCCAGUUCAGGGAUCUCUGAUCCGGCCGGGCAUGGGCAAGCUGUGGGCAGUGGUGAGGCUCUGGCAGGGUGCUCGCACCCCUGAGCUUCCUUUGCGUUACUCAGCCACAUUCGACUUUCCCUCACCAACUUGCUUUAGAAAUUUGGUUCUCAGAUUUUGACCAUUACAAACUGUGAAUAUUGGCUUUUAAAAGUAAAUAAAAUUGCUCUAUUUG
Messenger RNA from Aptenodytes forsteri (emperor penguin), 2382 nucleotides. It is a transcript of the gene RBM38, whose product is annotated as RNA binding motif protein 38. The record is from RefSeq and is a predicted model, not a curated record. Gene Ontology annotation, cellular component: cytosol. Bases 15 to 488 code for a protein of 157 amino acids. The transcript is spliced from 3 exons. Lineage: Eukaryota; Metazoa; Chordata; Aves; Sphenisciformes; Spheniscidae.